GGUUGUCGAAAGGGUUUUGUUUUAAUUCCCGUCGGUGAGCAGCGUGAACACUCCAUCAUCAUCAUCAUCAUCAUCAUUAUUAUUAUACAGUGCUACAAUCCCAUGCUUAACUCACCGUAAAACGGACCUGCUGACUGCUGAACACCAGGACUGCUGUAUAUUGUCUGUGAGUCACAAUGAAUUCCCUCACAGCAGACCGAAAGACUCCAGUGGACUAUGGUGUUCAGAUCCGCUUUAUCAAAGACCUAGAAGACAUGGGUGGAGGCUAUGCUGAGAGAAGUCGUGGUGUUGGAGGGGCCGGAGCUGCUGGUGGAAGUGGGACUUCUCCAUCCUCUUCAUAUGGGGUUGCAGUAAGGGUUCAGGGCAUUUCUGGACAGCCCUAUGUGGUGCUAAAGGAUGGAGAGAAGGGUGACUCAUAUGGAGUGCAGCUCAAGACCCAGCCACAGACCCCGAUUCUUGGACAUUCGUCCCCAUUCAACAGCCUUUCUUCAAGACCACAUGAUAUUGCACAGACUCCUAAAGUCCCAUACAGUGCACUUGGGCCACCAGGUUCGCCAGAGCAAGAGACAGUCAAAUUUGGGAGCCCUUUGAAGAGGCCACCAGGUGAUGGGCAAGCAGGAAGUCAGGGUGAUGGAGAAAGAGGGACUACAGAAAAAUCUGGAUCUGCUCCUUCAUUCAAGGACUCUGAGAAGAAAGACCUCAAAGAGCUGAAUGAAGCUGGUCUUAGACCAGUGCGGCAGAAUGGAAUUGGUGGAACUGUAAAUGGGACAAGUACGGCUGGGGAAGAGCUGGUGGAAGCCAUUGACACAAAAUCUUUAGCACCCAUUAAUAAACUUAUCAGUAAAUUUAACAGCAGUGCCACCUCUACCAUGCCAAGCCGAUUCAGAGGUCGCUCUAAAGCUCGAGCAUCUCUGCAGUUCGAUGAGCGAAAGCGUUCUCACAGCUUGGAUGCUCGCGAUGACAAGGAAGAAGAGCCUCCUGCCUCACAAACCAUAAAUCCCUAUGCUCCUGCAGUAAACUCCACAUCAGUCUCCAGUCUUACAUCACCCAAACCUACAAAAUACAACAGUCUUGGCCAGAGCUCUCCUACCAUAGCAAAGGUGCCAGCUGUUCCUGCCUCAAAGGCACCUACCGUAAAUAAAACUCCAAGGAUGUUUGUUGCAAAUGAAGUGCCACCUGCUCUAUUACAGAAACAGGUAACUCCUGAAAUUCUGAGCUGCCAAAGUCAAAGUACUGAUUCCAUUAAUAGAGGUGAAGCUCAAGAAAAACAGGCAAUCUACGAAGUGCUCAGAGAAGGGUCUGUCGAGAGCGAGACAUCACUGAGACGAAAAGCGAAUGUCAUUCAUGAGCUGUACAGAGGGAUGAAGGAGGAGAACGAGGCACCAAACAGCUGCUUACAAGAGCAGCUUGAUCAGACCAAGAGAGAACUGCAGCAUGCUCAGGACCGCUUUGUGGAGCUGCACUUGGAGAAGGAGCGGUUGGAUUCUCGAUGUCAUCAACAAGAGGAUCAGCUGGCUCAGCUACAGGAGGAGCUGAGGAGAGUGGCGGAGAGCGCACCUCACACACACUCGCUGCACAUGGACCUACUGACGCUUCAGACUGAGCUGGCUGAGGUGGAGAUGCUGAGGCAGAAGCAGGAGGAGACGCUGCACAUGAGAGAGAGGGAGCUCACUGCUCUGAAGGGGGCACUAAAGGACGAGGUGGCAGCACAUGACAGGGAGAUGGAGGCACUCCGAGAACAUUACAGCCAAAAUAUGGCGGCACUUCAAAAAAGCAUGGAGCAUGUAUCAGAGUCACAGCAGGAGAUCGAGGAAGAGCGGCAAAAAGUCAACGCCUCGAUUGUGGCUCUGGAAGAGGAGCUGGACGGUUACAGGGAGCAAAGCGAGCACUGGAAAGAGCAGAUGACCUCCGUCCAACAGGAAUGCAGGCAGCGCAGCUUGUUUCAAACACUGCUGCAUGCUCAGCAGGAAAAGAAGGAGCUUGAGGAGAAGCUGCUCAGUCUGAAGAAGCAGACGUGUGAAACAGACUCUCACUCCUUCACUCAGUUUCAGGAGCUGCAGCACUGUGUGGACGAUCUAACACAGGCACAUCUAAAAAUUGAUGAGCAGAACGCUGAGUUGGUGAAGAAGGAGGAGGAGCUACGUGCCCUGAAAAGAACCAGUCGAGACAAAGAAAAGGAGCUUGAGGCUGAAGUUGAAAAACUGAAGGAUCAGGCAAAAAAGGACAAAGAGGAGCUUUCCAAAGAGCUGCAGAAGACACAACAAUCCCUGUUGCAGUCCAGUCGGCCCGAUAGUGACGCUUCAGAUGCUCUGGAGGAUGAGAACCGCUCUCUGAAGAUGCAGCUGGAGGAAGUGAGGCAUGAUGCGUCUCGCCUCAGCCACGAGAAAGAGAAGCUCAGCCGCCAGCUGGAGGAAAGAGAAAGAGAGAGAGAAAGCUUGCGGCGAGGAAAACAGGAGCUGGAGGAGCAAAAGAGACUGCUGGACCGAGCACUGGAGAAGAUGAACAAAGAUGUGGACAUGCUGAUGGGUGACUCUCGUCAGUCUGUGCAGAGCCUGCAGCUUCAGCUGGAUGAGUUCAGAGAUCGCUCUCGUAAAGAGCUUCAGGAAUCUCAGAGACUCAACAAGGAGCGACUGCUUGAGCUGCAGAGAACACAGACCAACCUCAAAGCAGCACAGGACGAGGUGGUGCGUCUAAAGAAGGACCUGCUGGUGUGUUCUGAGGAGAGGGACAGCGCUCAGCUAGAUAAGGAGCUGCUGAGCAGCCGACUGAAACACAUGGAGAGAGAACUGGACAGUGAGAGGAGCUCACAGACUGACCGCAGCAGAGAGAUUCGACUUUUGGAGGAUAAAGUAAAGACGUUGGAAAUCGAACUGGAUGAGGAAAAGACAGGAGCAGAGCUUCUGAACGAGCGAAUCACACGCAACCGUGAGCAGGUGGAUCAGCUGCGCUCUGAACUGAUGCAGGAGCGAUCUGCCAGACAUGACCUGGAGAUGGAUAAGAGUUCCCUGGAGAGACAGCUAAAAGAGCUGAAGUCUCGGUUAGCUGAUGUGGAAGUUCAGCCGAGGUCUACUGCAGGACUCACUAUACUGGAGAGCAAAAUACAGGAGCUGGAAGAUCGGUUACGCAGCGAGGAAAGAGAGAAAAGCAGCAUCCAAGGAGCCCAGAGGAGGAUAGAGAGAAAAUUUAAGGAGGUGAAUGCCACACUGGACCAGGAGAGAAAACAGCACGCAGAACAGCGAGACCAGCUCUCUUUGCGUGUGAAGGCACUGAAGAGGCAGCUGGAUGAUAGCGAGGAAGAGGUGGAGAGAUUAGAAGGAGUAAGGCGGAAGAUUCUGAGGGAUCUGGAGGAGCAGCAAGAGCUGAAGGAUGUGUUGCAGGCCAAAGUCAGCACGCUGGAAAAUGAACUGAGGAGAAAGACCCAACAGACACGACGUCCCACACUGGGAUCUGCUCUCAGCUCAGAGGAAGAGGAUGGAAGCUUUGACUCUAAAAGCAUCACGUCCAUCUUGACCGAGUCACAGCUCCAGACCACCACCUGCUAGAGAGAGAGAGAGAGAGAUGUACAACCUCAGACCAGUGUUUAUCUCCUUCUGCUGAAAGAUAAUGAGUGAUUCAUAUAAACAAUGCCUUAAUUCUGUAGAGAACAUAAAGUGCCUGAAAGUGAUGAAGAAAAAACUCUUAGAACUGAAAUCCUUCUUAAAUGAAGAGCUGAAAUAGAUUUACUUUAAUUCAAACAUGUCUUCUGUCCUUUUUACUGUAUUAUGGCUGAAUGUUUAUUAUUGAUCAGUUAUAUAAAGAUUCUCUCUUUCCAA
Molecule: messenger RNA, 3812 nt
Organism: Tachysurus vachellii
Lineage: Eukaryota; Metazoa; Chordata; Actinopteri; Siluriformes; Bagridae
Gene: cgnb
Product: cingulin b
Exons: 20
Coding region: 177-3542 (1121 amino acids)
Cellular component (GO): myosin complex
Source: RefSeq, a predicted model, not a curated record